Trifolium pratense (red clover) is the source of this 1765-nucleotide messenger RNA. RefSeq names its product protein DETOXIFICATION 54. Gene Ontology annotation, biological process: xenobiotic detoxification by transmembrane export across the plasma membrane. Gene Ontology annotation, cellular component: membrane. The record is from RefSeq and is a predicted model, not a curated record. Gene Ontology annotation, molecular function: xenobiotic transmembrane transporter activity; antiporter activity. The transcript is spliced from 4 exons. The coding region runs from base 112 to 1644 and encodes 510 amino acids. Lineage: Eukaryota; Viridiplantae; Streptophyta; Magnoliopsida; Fabales; Fabaceae.
AAUAAAGGUGUCUUUUCUUUUCCUCAAAUAACCCUUUAUUCUUCUCAUACGUUUUUUGCCUUACCCUUUUCUGUGGAAGAAGAAAAGAACAACACAUAUUGAUCAAUAAGAAUGGAUCAUAAUAAUAAAGACCAUGAUUUCUUUUUACACAAGUUCCCAACAACCUCUCAGGUGGUGGAAGAGUUGAAGGAACUUUGGAGUAUGGCUUUACCAAUAACAGCUAUGAACAUGUUGGUUUUCGUACGAGCCGUCGUUUCCGUCCUCUUCCUCGGCCGCCUUGGUAGCUUAGAGCUAGCUGGUGGUGCACUGUCCAUAGGUUUCACAAACAUAACAGGGUACUCUGUUCUCGUCGGUCUCGCCUCCGGUCUUGAACCGGUUUGUAGCCAAGCAUUUGGCAGCAAAAACUGGGAACUACUUUCACUUUCACUACAACGCAUGGUUUUCAUACUUCUCAUGGCAAUCAUACCCAUAAGUCUUCUUUGGCUUAACCUUGAAAAAAUCAUGCUUUUUAUGGGACAAGAUAGUAAAAUAACUGAAAUGGCUGCAAUAUAUUGUUUCUAUUCUCUCCCAGACCUUUUAACAAACACUUUGUUACAACCUUUGAGGGUUUUUUUAAGGUCACAAAAAGUGACAAAACCUAUGAUGUAUUGUUCCCUUAUAGCAGUUGUUUUUCAUGUGCCUUUGAAUUAUUUCUUGGUAGUGGUUAUGGAAUUUGGUGUGCCGGGUGUGGCGAUGGCGUCCGUGUUAACGAAUAUGAACAUGGUGGUGUUGAUGGCGGGGUAUGUCGGGUUAUUUAGGAAGAAAGAGAUGAUGUUGAAAUGGCCGGGUUGCGGCGGUGGAGGGAUGAUGAUGAUGGUUGUGGGGGAUGGUUUAGGGGAGUUAAUGAAAUUGGCUGUUCCUAGUUGUCUUAUGAUAUGUUUGGAAUGGUGGUGGUAUGAGAUUGUUACUGUUUUGGCUGGUUAUUUGGAUAAUCCAACAUUGGCUGUUGCUGCUACUGGAAUUUUGAUUCAAACAACUAGUAUGAUGUAUACUGUCCCUAUGGCACUUGCUGGAUGUGUUUCUGCUAGGGUAGGGAAUGAGCUUGGAGCUGGUAAACCAUACAAAGCAAAGCUAGCAGCUAUGGUUGCAUUAGGAUGUGCAUUUGUGAUGGGCUUCAUCAAUGUGACAUGGACCGUAAUCCUUAGAUACGGAUGGGCCGGGCUUUUUACAAACGACGAGCCAGUCAAAGCCUUAGUUGCAUCAGUCAUGCCAAUUAUGGGCCUGUGUGAACUCGGAAACUGCCCGCAAACAACCGGCUGUGGUAUCCUCCGUGGCACAGCCCGACCUGUCAUAGGGGCCAACAUCAACUUGGGAUCAUUCUACUUUGUAGGUACUCCGGUGGCUGUGGGCUUAGCAUUUUGGUUCAAAAUUGGGUUUAGCGGGCUUUGGUUUGGGCUUUUGUCUGCACAGGUGGCAUGUGCUUUGUCAAUUCUAUAUGUUGUUAUUGUACGUACUGAUUGGGAAGCUGAGGCUUUGAAGGCAGAGAAGCUAACAAGGGUAGAGAUGGGGAUUUGCAAUGGAAGUAAGAAUAAAGACAACAAGAAAGAUGAAGAAUGCAUGGGUUUGUUAGAGAAUGGAAAUGGUAACAAAAUUGACAUUUGCUAAAAAGACGAAUUUGGAAUCGAUAAAAUUGUAGCUUUUUGCAUACACGCAAUCGGCCACAUUGGUGACCAAUGAAUCUAAAUUAGAUGGUGCAAAUUUUAAAUUCGAUUUAUAGUUUUAGAAA